This is a messenger RNA of Pongo pygmaeus (Bornean orangutan), 978 nucleotides long. It is a transcript of the gene OR10X1, whose product is annotated as olfactory receptor family 10 subfamily X member 1. The record is from RefSeq and is a predicted model, not a curated record. Gene Ontology annotation, cellular component: membrane. Gene Ontology annotation, biological process: G protein-coupled receptor signaling pathway. NCBI's taxonomy places the organism in Eukaryota, Metazoa, Chordata, Mammalia, Primates, Hominidae. Gene Ontology annotation, molecular function: olfactory receptor activity; G protein-coupled receptor activity.
AUGGAGUUGAAUGUUUAUUGUUGUUUCUUUCAAAUUUCAGACACUCAAAUGAUGAAGAUCAACCAGACAAUCCUGAAGGAAUUCAUUCUUGUUAGUUUUUCUGUGUACCCACAUGUACAGACAUUUCUUUUUGUGGUCUUCUUUUGUCUCUACCUUCUCACCCUUGCAGGUAAUCUGACCAUCAUGGGUCUAACGUGGGUGGACAGGUCCCUCCACACCCCUAUGUAUCUCUUCCUUAGUGCACUCUCCUUCUCUGAGACCUGCUAUACACUGACCAUCGUCCCCAAGAUGCUGGAAGAUCUACUAGCCAAGGACAGCAUUUCAGUCAUAGGUUGUAGCUUACAGAUGUGCUUCUUCUUGGGACUUGGUGGCACAAACUGUAUCAUUCUCACUUUGAUGGGAUAUGAUCACUUCCUGGCCAUCUGUAACCCUCUAAGAUAUCCACUGCUUAUGACCAACAUUGUAUGUGGACAACUUGUGGCCUCUGCUUGCACUGCGGACUUCUUUAUCUCUCUUACAGAGACUGCACUGAUAUUCAGAGACUCUUUCUGCAGACCCAACCUUGUCAAACACUUCUUCUGCCAUAUGCAGGCAGUUAUUAGGCUGUCCUGUGUAGACAGUAACCACACAGAAUUCAUUGUAACACUGAUCUCAGUGUCUGGCUUGCUGGGUACCCUUCUGCUCAUCAUCCUGACUUAUGUCUUCAUUAUUUCUACAGUCCUCAGGAUCCCUUCAGCUGAGGGCAAGCAGAAGGACUUCUCCACCUGUGCCUCCCACCUCACCGUGGUUAUAAUCCACUUUGGUUUUGCGUCUAUUGUUUAUUUGAAGCCAGAAGCCUCAGGAGAUGACACACUCAUAGCAGUCCCUUAUACUGUCAUUACCCCCUUUCUCAGCCCCAUCAUAUUCAGCCUGAGGAAUAAGGACAUGAAAAAUACUUUUAGAAGAAUGAUGGGAAACACAAUUGCCUUGAAAAAAUAA